GAAUGGAGGUGCGGGGAAUCGAGCAAAAUGAACCCCAUGCCUCUCGCAUGCGAAGCGAGCGCUCUACCAUAUGAGCUACGCCAACAUCAAUGAUAACCUACCGAUUCACCUAUAAUUAAGUGUGGUUCUUACUUCUUAGGGUCCCUCUUUCUUGGGCUUAGUCUCAUAACCCAUCACUAUCACGUCUGAAAGUCAAUGUCUUGGUCACUUGUUAGAGAGAAUGUGUCUGGAGCUAUCAGGCAAAGACAGAGUUUCUAUCAGAAAUGCAAGGGUUCCCCUCAGAUUCUGUUAUUCCAGUCUUCAUAGAAGUUUCCCAGUAAGGAAACCAAGCUAGUCCCACUACUAAUCUAACACCUUCACCUAGUCCGAACCUAACAGUCUCUGAUCGACCCAAGCUCCAAAUUUCCCAACCUUCUACUUUCCCCAGUAUCCCCCACAUAUGAAACCAUCACCUGGCCAAAGCCAUGUAUAUAAAGACAAGAAAAGACCCAGAUGGAGAACACAAGCAGCUUGCUACUGAACUUUGAGGCAGAGAUGGAAGUUCAGCAACCAAGUCUAAGCCCGGCAGCGCGUCUGUUUCACUCACCAAAGUUCAGCUGCUAUAUUGUCAUAAGAAUGGGGUGCAGCAUCAGGAUCAAUCCUGAAGUAAUCAGCGCCGGCUUGAAGGAAACCUUGUAUAAGCAUCCUCGCUUCUCUAGCAAAAUGGUGAAGGAUAGAAACUUAUGUGGUAAAACGAGAUGGAUACAAGUUCCAAUAAAUAUGGAGGACCAUGUUAUUGUUCCAAACAUGGAUUCAGAUAUGGAGGAUGCUGACCAAUUUGUCAGAGACUACAUUUCCCACCUUACCAAAAGCCCUCUUGACCUUUCCAAGCCACUAUGGGAAGUCCAUAUCCUCAAUGUCAAAACCUCUGAUGCAGAAGCUGUUGCAGUGAUUCGGAUUCACCAUUCGAUUGGGGAUGGCGCGUCCCUCAUGUCACUUCUACUAGCUUGUACCAGAAAAACAUCGGACCCGGAUGCAUUGCCUAGUGUUCCAACCAAGAGGAAACAUGAGGGUAGUUCUUCAAGUGAAUCGAGCGUGUUCUGGUGGUUGUUAUUGGCUAUUUGGUCAGCAGUAACAUUGAUAGGGAACACUCUUGUUGAUAUUGUGCUGUUUGUAGCCACUAUUCUGGUUUUGAAAGACACAAAGACUCCUAUUAAAGGUCCACCUGGGGUUGAGCUUACUGCCAAGCGCUUCUUGCAUCGAACAGUUAGUUUUGAUCACAUCAAACAAGUGAAGAAUGCUAUGAACAUGACAAUCAAUGAUGUUGUAUUAGGAGUGACACAGGCGGGUCUAUCGCAAUAUUUGAACUGCAGAUAUGCAGCAGGUGAAAAUGAGAAAGAUGAGGGAGCAAAGAAGAAGGGACAUAAUCUACCAAAAAGUAUCCGCCUUAGAGCAAAUAUUCUCGUUAAUUUACGACCAGCUGUUGGGAUCCAGGAACUGGCCGAUAUGAUGGCUAAGAAGUCCAAGACCAAGUGGGGUAAUAGGAUUGGAUAUGUCCUGGUACCCUUCACCAUUGCUCUACAAGAUGACCCUUUGGAUUAUGUUCGUGGAGCCAAGUUGCUUAUGGAUCGGAAAAAGCACUCAUUUGAAGCAUUUUGCACAUACUUAAGUGCCAAUCUUUUAACCAAACUAAUCGGAGCAAAGGGAGCUGGAGCAGUAGCACACAAAGUUCUUUGUAAUUCCACAUUAGCAUUCACAAACUUGAUUGGUCCCCUCGAAGAAAUUAGCUAUUACGGGCAUCCAAUUACUUACAUUGCUCCUAAUGUUUACGGCCAUCCACAUGCAUUGCACAUGCAUUUUCAAAGCUAUGUUGACAAAAUGAUUAUUAGCUUAGCCUUUGACCCCGAUUUAAUCCCUGAUCCUGAAAAGUUGUUGGAUGAUUUAGAAGAAUCACUCAAACUCAUUCGCGAUGCUGUUGUCGAAAAGGAGCUCAACAUUGCCAAGGAAGGAAGAAGCAGCUGUGUUUAGCCAAAUGAGUCCAGAGAUUUGCAACAUUUUUUCUGCCCAAGUAUAGUUCUAUGUAGGCAUUGUCGAUUAUCUAUAUCCAUGGUUUAGGUUCUUUUCUUAUUGUUGCAUUAGAUAAGCAACAUGCAUGUGAGUUUCAAACCAAAACAAAGGUUCAUGAACUUGCAAAUGGCAUGUGUAUGUAUUAACAAAAAGAACCUCUACGCCGUACUGCAUCAUAGAAACUUGAAUCAAUCUUGCAUCAAAUAUUUCACUUAGCAAUUUCAAAAGCAAAAUUACUCUCUCUUUCACUAUAAGGCAAAGAAAAUCAGGGUAAGAAAGCAGAACUCAUAAAACAUCCCAUGAUACUGGGUAGGCAUGAAUUAACUAGAGGAAUCACUCAAACAUCUCGUUAACCCAGAUGUGAUCCCAGAUCCUGAGAAGUUGCUGAAUUAACUAGAGGAAUCACUCAAACUCAUCUACGAUGUUGUUGUCGAAAAAGGCUUCUACAUUGCCAAGGAAGAAGCUGUGUGGCACCAAAUGAGUUCAUGAGAUGUGGAACUUUUUUUCUGCCUAAAGAAUAGUUCAAUAUAGGCACUGUUGAUUCAACUUACCAUAUAUUCAAUGGCUGUGACAAUAUUGUAUCUCUAAUGUUGAAUUUGGCGCCUUCUGGUAAAUAGGAUACUAGAUGUAGUGGAUUGAAUGAAUAUGU
Molecule: messenger RNA, 2695 nt
Organism: Rosa rugosa (rugosa rose)
Lineage: Eukaryota; Viridiplantae; Streptophyta; Magnoliopsida; Rosales; Rosaceae
Product: wax ester synthase/diacylglycerol acyltransferase 11-like
Exons: 7
Coding region: 493-2007 (504 amino acids)
Biological process (GO): triglyceride biosynthetic process
Cellular component (GO): plasma membrane
Molecular function (GO): diacylglycerol O-acyltransferase activity; long-chain-alcohol O-fatty-acyltransferase activity
Source: RefSeq, a predicted model, not a curated record